Molecule: messenger RNA, 5071 nt
Organism: Pectinophora gossypiella (pink bollworm)
Lineage: Eukaryota; Metazoa; Arthropoda; Insecta; Lepidoptera; Gelechiidae
Product: pyruvate dehydrogenase phosphatase regulatory subunit, mitochondrial
Exons: 17
Coding region: 121-2841 (906 amino acids)
Cellular component (GO): cytoplasm; mitochondrial matrix; mitochondrion
Molecular function (GO): oxidoreductase activity; protein binding
Source: RefSeq, a predicted model, not a curated record
ACAAAAAUGUCAGCGCCUGUGAUCAAAGCUGAGCGCUCCGGCGGUUUUUAUUUUUAGAUUUUUUAAUUUCAUUUAACUCUUACUUGUUUAUCGUGUGCUAAGACCAAAUGCUAAGCUAAAAUGUUGGCGCGGAGAAUACGGAGUCGCUCAUUGCUGACUUCGUGCAUAAAGUCGGAUCGAUGUGUGGGGGUCGCAUCUAGGCAUAUAUCUAGUCUGCUGGAUGCACUGAAUCAUCAUGAAACCCUCGAGGGUUGUCUAUCCACAUUGCCUUCGAAGUCCAAGGUUGUAAUAUGUGGGGGAGGUGUGAUGGGAGCUGCUGUGGCAUACCAUUUGGCCAAACGCGGUUGGGGAGAUAAGACUAUUCUCAUUGAGAAAGAAACAAUCGGUGCAGGGAGUCGUUGGCAUGCGUCAGGGCUAGUUGGUGCAUUCAAACCGUCGUUUGCUCAAGUCCGCUUGGCACAAUCGUCAAUACAGCUCCUGCAAGAAUUGGAAGGAAAAGGAUGGAAAACGGGAUGGAAGCAGUGUGGGUCAUUGCUGUUGGCACGGACGCGGGAUCGAAUGACUGUCUACAGGAGGAUGAAAAGUCAAUCUGUUUCGUGGGGCAUAAAUUGCGAGUUGGUUAAUCCGAAGAAAUGCAAAGAGUUGUGGCCCAUGCUCAAUGUAGAGGAUGUCCUCGGUGGCUUGUGGAUACCAGAGGAUGGUGUUGGAGACCCACAUCUAUUCUGCAUGGCUCUCGUGAAAGAAGCUGUUGCUAAUGGUGUGGGAGUCAUGGAAGACUGCUCAGUGACUGCGGUGCUGUCCAAAGAUGAGAAGGUAUCUGGCGUGGAAACUACCCAGGGCGCUAUAGAAUGCGAAUACUUCGUCAACUGCGCCGGUUUCUGGGCGAGAGAGGUGGGUCAACUGGCUAAGCCGCAAGUCAAAGUUCCUUUGCUGCCCUGCGAGCACUAUUAUCUGCACACCAAACCUAUAGAAAACCUUGAUCCGAUGACACCAGUCGUACGCGAUCCUGAUGGCUUCAUAUACUUGCGUGAGAGAGACGGCUGUCUUCUAGCAGGCGGCUUCGAACCUGUCGCCAAGCCGGUCUACGAAGAAAAGAUUGAGAACGCGGCGCAACGUUGCGUGGCUGAGGACUGGGACCACUUCCACGUGUUGCUGCAACAGCUGCUUCACCGCGUGCCUUCCCUGCAACAGGCCACGUUGCACAAGCUCUGCAACGGCCUCGAGGCAUUCUCCCCGGACUGCAAGUGGAUUGUUGGCGAAGCUCCCGAGAUGUUCAACUACCACGUGGCGGCUGGUAUGAAGACGGUGGGCAUAUCGGCGGCGGGGGGAGUGGCUGAGGCGACGGCGGACGAGAUAGUCCAGAAAUACACCAAGCACGACGUGUACGAUCUCCACAUCAACCGGUUCCUCGGCCUGCACAACAAUAAACGGUUCCUGCGAGAUAGGGUCAAGGAAGUACCAGGUGUCCACUACGGUCUUCCAUACCCGUUCCAUGAAUUUGAGACGGGGCGUAAUCUCCGCAUGUCACCGAUCUACCCGACCCUCAGGGAUAAUGGCGCGGUGUUUGGCCAAGUCAUGGGCUAUGAGAGGCCUACUUGGUUCGAACACGUCGAUAAAAGCAAAGGCACCCCGCAAGAGUUGCCGUUCAAGAUUGCUUACACGAAGACAUUUGGCAAGCCGCACUGGUUUGACACGGUGCAACGGGAGUACUGGAUCUGCAGGGAGGCGGUUGGACUCGCCGACUACUCUUCCUUCACCAAGAUCGACCUUCAGUCGCAGGGACGGGAGGUGGUGGACAUGCUGCAGUAUCUGUGCUCCAACGACGUGGACGUUCCACUGGGCAGCAUCAUACACACCGGCAUGCAAAACCAACGCGGUGGCUAUGAGAACGAUUGCAGUCUUGCCCGGAUCUCCGAUAACCACUACAUGAUGAUAGCUCCAACGAUCCAGCAGACGCGUUGCAAGGUCUGGCUGAAGAGGCACCUGCCGACCAACGGGAGUGUCACCAUGUCUGACGUCACUUCCAUGUACACGGCUAUCUGUGUCAUGGGGCCCUUCAGCAGGAGUCUCCUAUCAGAGUUGACAGACACGGAUCUGGCGCCGUCCAACUUCCCGUUCUUCACGUUCAAGGAGCUGGACGUAGGGUUGGCUAACGGCAUCCGAGCCAUGAACCUAACGCACACCGGGGAACUUGGAUACGUACUCUAUAUACCCAACGAGUUUGCUCUGCACGUGUACAACCGUCUGAUCCAAGCGGGGGAGAAGUACGGGAUACAACAUGUCGGUUACUACGCUUCAAGAGCUCUGCGCGUCGAAAAGUUCUUCGCGUUCUGGGGGCAGGACCUCGACACAAUGACCACUCCCCUCGAGUGCGGCCGCACUUGGCGCGUCAAGUUCGCUAAAGACAUCCCGUUCAUCGGCCGCGAGGCGUUGCUGCGGCAAAGGGAAGAGGGUAUCCGUCGUCAGUACGUGCAGCUGCUGUUAACAGACCACGACCACGAGCUGGACAUGUGGUCUUGGGGCGGGGAGCCCAUCUUCAGAGACGGCAACUACUGCGGGCAGACCACCACCACCAGUUACGGCUUCACCUUCAAGAAACAGGUGUGUCUGGGCUUCGUGCAGAACUUGGACGCAAAUGGAGUUGCUCAGCCCGUGACCAACGAAUAUGUGCUCAGCGGCCAUUAUGAGAUUGAUAUCGGAGGCAUAAGGUACGCGGCAAAGGUAAACCUGCAUUCACCGAACCUGCCCACCAAGUACCCUGACAAGGAGCGCGACGUUUACCAAGCCACCAGGAAACACCUCGAGCCACAACAGUUUCUAGGGAGACAUUACCAACCUUAAAAUACAAACAUAUAACUUACCAACCUUAGAAACAAGACGGAAGAGAAGUAGACCGUAAAAGGAAAAGAUCAGUCGCGCCCACUAUACGAGCGUCAAGUGUAAUAAGAGAGUAGAGAGAGAGAGAGAGAGAGAGUAGAGAUAAGUAAGAUUUUGCAUCGCCACGCUUCUAAACGUUUUCAAUGAAAGAACAUAUCUCCGUCUUACGUCUCUUCUGUCUGUCUUGCUCCAGAAAAAACAUUGUAUCUCCCAUGGUAUAAGGACACCAGGUAUGCUCAAAACUGACAGCUAGCAAUUUCAAGGUUAGCCCAGCUGACGUCAUCGGACCCUGGGUUGCCAUUUCGUAAAAAAAUAAUUACCCACGUCCAAUGUUUUUAAUUUACAGUUUUAAUGAUUUUUGUAGACGUGACAAAUAGUAAUUUACUUAAUUUUCAAUAAUAAAAUAAUUCUUUUUAAUUAAAUUAAAUUAUUCAAUAAUUCGCCUUCUUGGAAUGUUGGAGAUACCAAUUGAAUGGUAACACUUACGUCGUCAAUGGGCUAGCAAUGGCGGCUUGUCAUAGGAUUGAGCAUAUCCGACCGAGGGGUUAAAAUGGCUACAUCGAAGCAAUUCAUCAAUUUGACAUUUGCGCAUAUAAAAGUAAGUGCGCAGUGCAAACAAAUGUCAAAUAGCAAUAUUGCUUUCUUAGAUGAAUUGCUUCGAUGUGGCCAUUUUAACUCCCCUGGUCUUCUUAUACCAUGGUAUCUUCGAAGAGGUAGGCAGAGGUGCAUAGAAUAUAAAUCCACUCCAGCUAUGCUCAUGUCCCAUGUAAUGGGGGCGACCUUAUAGUCAUUAAAUGGGCACAAACUUUGGAAACCACAUCAAUUAAUUUAUCUAUGAUCCAACGAAAAAUACAAACUCUUUAAAGUCGAAUUCAGUGAUUUAGAGCCUGACCCAGGAUUCGAACCCAUGUACAUGUCAAUUCAACAUUGUCCUCGGGAAAAAGAAGGUUGGCGUUUCCUAACCCUAUAGGGCAUCGGAGGAUGAUAUGUCCUCGCAGGCGAAAAGCGAAGUGGUGUGAAUAAUUUAUAAUAUUUCAUUACUUGCCUAUAUCUACUCGCGUAUGGGUAAUAUUUAACCAAAUCUCAGCUCAGUAAUUUUACAUUUGUCAAUUUAGAUACUACAAAUUGUAAGUAAGAAUCGUCAUGUGUGUACUAAUAAGAAUCUCUUCAAACAUCAAAUUUAACAAAUAUGCGCGCUUUUCCUUACACUUACUUACCUACCUAAUGUAAGUUAUAAACUAGUCUGGAAACCGUCAUUAUGAUAUUAUAUUGUAAAUAAAAACACGAAUGAAGUAUUAUAUUAUGACAAUUAAAUUGAACAGAUGAAAGUAUUCAAAAAACUUUAGUCACAAGAACUAAAAUAUGACUAAAACAAUUGCACAACAACUUUAUUAUUUAGUUCUUUCGCAAAGGCCAUCUAUCCAACAAACAACUAUACAUAUUUAUAUAGUAUGUUUAAAAACGUGUUUUUAUAACUUAUAGAAGCAAUAUUAUUUUACAGAGGCUUUGUUAUAUGUUGUGUAAAUAAUAUACUAUAAGAGAUUAAAAGUCGCAAUACAAAUUCUAUAUUAAUAAAGAACUUAAAAGCUUUGAAUUAUAUUGUGAUUUCCAAGUUAUCUUGUUAGUGAUGGAAAGAAUAAAAUUAUAUAGUAUUUUUAUAUAAAAAUAGUAAUAUUUAUCAAUAAUAUUUAAUAUUACCUAAUAACUAGUACCUUUUUAGAAUCAUUAAUUAUUGGAACUGUACAGUCCACUAUAAAUAUGUUUUUAAUUUUAUAUUAAGUACAAAGUUCUAUUGUCUGUAUAUUUGGCAUUCAAUUAAAAUUACUUACAUUAAUUCGGAUGUUUUAACGCACUGUAUAAAUUUGACACAUCUUAUAUAUUUAAUUCUAAAAUUUUGAAACGAAAUUCAAAAGUUUGUAAUGCCCAAUUCAGUUUGUUGUGUGGGAUUGAAAUUAUGACAUAUUUGAGCUAUUCAAUCACAAGCAGUGACAGAUAGCUGAACUGUCAACUGUCAUCACGCGCGGAAGUGCUGUUGAAGUUUAAGUGUUUUUCCAGACUAAAAGUGACUUUUUCGUUAUAAAAAUAGUGCUGAAGUGUAACUCUAGUUCGCGAACAUCAGAACUAGUAUUAUCUCGCCAAAUUGCACUCUGCAUCGGACACAAACUAGUGAAAUCUAAAAUCAAAUAUCACUGUU